Messenger RNA from Diabrotica balteata, 894 nucleotides. The record is from the annotation of a GenBank genome assembly. Lineage: Eukaryota; Metazoa; Arthropoda; Insecta; Coleoptera; Chrysomelidae.
AUGUUUAAAUCAAGAAAAUGGGACGUGGGUGUACAAGCAUUGCCAAUGCCCAUCGAUUCACUUUUUUCAUUAGCCAUUGAUUAUGUGGUUGAUAACCUUGCCAUAUACAUGAAAGAAAAUGAUGAAAGACUUAGCGCACUGCCAUAUAGUAUUAAAAACAGAAUACUGCGUAGAUUUACGACUUCAGCCUAUUUUUGGAGAAACAUUAAUUUUAAAUCGGUUUUGUUAGCUAUUGCUAACGAACAGACAUUGUCAAUUAAUUUGACUUCAGCUCCAUUGGACGACGAGAUUUUAAAAAUAAUUUCUAAAUGUAAAAAUGUUCGAAAACUGUAUUUAUCAAGGAACGACGAUGGUUUGAUUACAACUAAAGGUUUAGUGGAGCUAUGGAAAAAUUGUACCAAUCUUAUUAGUUUUGUACUCUGUCGCAGCACUGAAGUCAGAGAUGAGGUGUUAGAUUGUAUGGCAGAACAUUGUCCAAAUAUGACGUGUUUGGAUUUGGGUGGUUGUCCACAGAUUACUGAUAUAGGCAUUAAGAAAAUUUCGAGAUUGAAAAAAUUGACUAGUGUCAAUUUUUCUGCUACACAAAUUACGGAUGAAGGAACGAGUUGUCUUGCUAGAGGGCCCAGUGGACCAAAAUUGACGGAACUUAGAAUAGAAGAUACUCAGGUAACCGAUGUUGGUUUGAGAGACAUUGCGGAAAACUGCCCUAACCUGCAAAUUUUAUGUUAUCGGGGUCGACAAAGACAAGAUUUAGAUGACUUCGUACCUUUCCACAAUGAGUUAAAAAACUUGAAACAAGUUACAUGGACAGUGAACUGGUAGAGUGACUUUUCCCCAAGGGCGAGACGCAUUAUAUUUGUUGUGAUUUGUUGUCAAUUAUAUUUAUUAACAAUU